AUGCAGGGGACCCUGGAGGAGAGGACCUUCGCUGCCCUCUCCUCUUUUCUCGAUCACGGCAGCAGUGGCUUCUUAGCGACCACUCGACGCUGUCUCUGCGACGCCUCUCCGUCAUCUAGGACGGCCUCGGCUUCCAGCGAAGGGCACACCCCAAAACGCCGCCCUGAACAUCCCCCAACGCAUUCUUUGUAUCCCGUUUUUGCACUCUGUGUGCUGGCGGCUCUGUGCGCCAUAUGGCGGCAUUCAAACGUAGGCGCUCUCGUAUCAUCUGCGCCUGCCUUUGGAAUCUUCCGUUCCACGGACCGCGGAGGCGCAUCCCACUUCGAGGGAUCUUUGCCUCUUGGCAAUGCAGCAUCUGCUCUGCACUCUGCUGAUGUCAAGCAGUCCCGCAUCUUCGGGCCGAGUGGCCUCGCCUCAUCAGCCCCCCACUAUUCAGCUGGAGAGCCUUCCGUGCGGCGUCUGUCCGAAGAUGAGCAGAUCGAGACACCCACCGGUUCCAUCCCGAUAGCGCCGUCUCUCGCCUUCUUUUCUUUCCUCUUCUUCUUUGCCAUCUUCCUCCAGUGGCUGGUCUCGAAGAUCCCCGUGUAUCCACCGCCAGUCUCUAUUGUCUGGUUCGUGUUCGGCAUGGCAGCAUACGGAGUUGCCUCUAUUCCGGCACUCCUGCCGCAGCAGCCUUGGGAGAAGCCGGGGGGAUCGGCAGCGACCCCAGGGGCCUCAUUUCAAGCUCCGAUUCGUGGGCACAAUAUCCUCCAAACGGCCAUCCUAGAGAUGCGAUUCAUAGACAGCUCCAUCGUGUACUAUGUCAUGAUGCCGAUCCUGCUGUACGAAGCAACACAGAAUAUCAACUGGCACAAAUUCAAGAAGUUCUUGGCUGGGGGCCUAACGCUGGCUGUCUUAGGAGUCGCUCUACAGGGAGUUGCAGAGACUCCUUUUUCCACCUUCAUCAUGUUCGUAAAGCUGCUUUUUCUAGGCCCCGCAUUUGGCAUUGCCGUGGGGCUUGUUGCAUAUGCCUGGCUGCUCUUCUUCCGGCGUCACCCACUCAUGCAGUGUCUCGCAUACAUCACCUUCUGCUACGUCUCCUACUUCUUAGCCGAAGCCGUCUUCUCACUCUCAGGCCCGCUGACUGCUGUUUGCUACGGCCUCUUCAUAAAGGCAUACGGGCACAUUGCACUGGACAGGGAUGCUCAGACCAAGCAUCACACGUUCGUGGCAGCUUUAGCCUUGAUGGCAAAUUGCACGAUUUUCAUAGUUUCAGGCAUAGUGACCUACGGGAUGAUGAGUUCUGUUUUCACGCGAGACGACGGGCUUACGUAUUGGUUGCAUCUGCUGGUUACCUACUUGUACCUCAACGCCGCGAGGAUUUUCAUGAUUAUCUUUUUCGUUCCAAUUCUGAGACGCACUGGCUAUGGCCUCUCUUGGAAAGAAGCAGUGUUGUUGGUAUGGGGUGGUUUGCGCGGCGGCAUUGUCUUGGCGUUAGGACUUCGGAUCGAGCGUGAUGGUGACUUGGAUGCGGAGCUGACAAAUACGCUUUCCUUCUUUAUUAGUGGAAGCGUGUUUCUCAUUCUGCUGAUCAAUGGGAUUACGUUUGAGCUGCUCUACCGACUGCUGAAUCCCUAUCCCCCCAAGCCGUUUCGGCGCGUUUAUUUAGAGGCUGUCAUGCGCAUGAUAGAUCACCAGUACUUGGAGGAUCGGAAGGCCCUUGAGAAUCAUUGGCUAUUCAAGGGGACGGACGUAUUGACACAUGCAGAUCGUGUGGUGCCGCGUCUUGGGUGGCGGAAAGUUGAUAGGUUGGGAAAUUUGGACAUAAAGAAUCCCGACAUAACGCAAGCCUUCAUGUGUCUCCACGAGGCAGCGAUAUACUCGUGGGUCGUGCCUGAAGAAGAAGAAGACAAGGAAGAGGAGGACGGAGCGGACGAGGAGGAGGGAGAGGAGGAAGCCACUCAGACGCCCAGCGGAAAGCAGCAAGAAGGCGAAAAGGAUGCUCGAGAUUUCGACAGCAGUGUCAGCUAUGAGGCGGCUUUAUGCAGAGGAGGCUCGCGCAGUCCCCUGCCUGCGCCGAGUGGUGUCUCGAUGCUGCUUGCUUCGCCUCAACCUGGUGUCUCGCUCAGAGACGUCAUCACUGACACGUGCACUUCCGACAUGAUGAAGCGGGGGGUUCUAGACGCUUCCACUGGAGGGGGAGCAGCCGUGGGAGGAGGAUCGCUCGUCUCGGGAGGUGUGAGGGGUCCUUCACCUAUCACCGCUGUGCAGAAAAUUGCAGUUUCCACCAAAGCUGCUCCAGGCAGCGUGCACCUCGUAUCGCAACUUCCUGAGGCUUCUCAGCAGGGGAUAGUCGCAGAGGACAAGACUGGGGGAGCUGAAGGAAGCCACGAUCAAGCGUAUGGCGAUGCAGAAGUCACACCCUCCGUGGUUUCCUCUGUACUUGCCUCUCCUGAUGCGCAGCCCUCCAGAGAGCGAGAGAGGGGGUGCCUCCGCAAACGCACAGAAGCCGAACAAGUCAGGAGCACUCGCCCCCUUGAGCGACAGGCACACAGUCUGGCAGCGCUUGGGCAAGGCCUGAAGCCGUCGGAGUCGAGGGGUUUUGAUCCGAAGUUUAAUUUGCGGCUCAUAGAGCACGCCACGACGACAGCCCCCGCAGAUCGCGAAGUCUCCGUUCUGCUCGCCCCCUCCGAGCCGUGCAGCGAUGGCGGCAGCGAAGGUGGCACGAACGUCGACGUUCUGGAAGUGACUCUGCAGGGCAAAGAUCCGAUGACACAGGCACCGCUGUACACCCUCACGUGUCGAGGGGGGGGAACCGCUCCAGGCGAGCACUCGAACGAGAAGAAGAAGGAAAGGGGGGGCGGAGGAGGCAUGGUGGAGAGGGCCCUCACUACGCUCAAACGCGUCAUGGCUCCUCUGCAUGUAGACGCAACUCCUGUCUCCCGCUUGACGUCUUCGGGAACUGACUUCAGACGCAGCCGCACUGUUGGCCUCAACAGUCUCGGCAGCAAGCAGGAGGAAAGGGGCAGACGCCAGGGUGUCGAUACACCUGGGCUUUCGAAGAGCAAGACGGGAGUUGGUGCGUUCAGAGGCAACAGGUCUGUGUCGCUUCUUCCGGAGGGGGCAGGAGGGGGGGGAGGAGCCUCUUUCCUCGCGCCUGCCUCCCCGUGUUUCAACAUCAGCCUCAACGGGGGGCCGAUGAUCGUGGACGGAAACUCUCCCAGAGAGCCGGCGGGAGCUCCAAGAUUCGACACCGACGCCACCCUCAUCUUCAACAAUCUCCCCGACAGAAGUCAAGGCCCACGCAGGCACAAACGCAGACUUUUUCGCUUGCUGUCUGGCAAGCAGCCUGCGAAUAAGCACCGCACCAAUCUGGGUGCCCCCGACUUCGAACUAGGGGGUGGAGGAUCGUGCGGCUCCCGCCGAUCUUUUGUCUCCUCCGCUGGCAGUCCCCCCACGCAUGCAACUCCCAUGGAGGGUAAAAAUUAUCGCAUCGUACCUGCCGCAGUGCCUCUCGCGUCGGUUCUUGAGGGGCAAACGCGUCUUUUUAGGAGGCUAGGCACAGGUCCAGCUCCUGCAACAGCAGAUCCUAUGGAUGAAGGGCAUCUCCGCAGCAUGAAAGAACAGGAGGCUGCUGGAGGACCUCUUGCCAUUCAACGUGUGCGAACGAGCUUCUCCUUGGCGAGUUCAGAAAGUUACUUCGAGGUCAGUGUUGCGCAAAAGGAUUGGAUACAACGAUUUCGCGGUUGGGAAGGUUCGUCAGAAUCCGAUCCGUGCGUGGGCAAACGCGCUGCAAGAGGGGGGUCACGAACACCACCCUAA
This is a messenger RNA of Cyclospora cayetanensis, 3801 nucleotides long. RefSeq lists its product as uncharacterized. The coding region runs from base 1 to 3801 and encodes 1266 amino acids. The transcript is spliced from 8 exons. Gene Ontology annotation, cellular component: membrane. Gene Ontology annotation, molecular function: sodium:proton antiporter activity. Gene Ontology annotation, biological process: proton transmembrane transport. The record is from RefSeq and is a predicted model, not a curated record. Lineage: Eukaryota; Apicomplexa; Conoidasida; Eucoccidiorida; Eimeriidae.